AUGACGAAGAUAUCUGAUCUUCCACGAGAUUUGGUAGCGACGAUACUAUCCAAGGUUCCAUUAACAUGUAUGAGAAGAGUGAGAUUUACAUGCAAAAGGUGGAACACUAUAUCCAAAGAUCCAAGCUUUGCAAAGAUGCUCAUUGAUAAAGCUGCUCCAAGGCAGUUAAUAAUGAAUUCUGAAACUAGGGUUUCGUUAAUGAGCGUAAAAUUUACAGGAGAGGAAGACGAGUUCUUGAAGGGAAUAGGUAAGCUUACUAGCUUAAACAGUUCAGAUCAAGUGGAGAUAUCACAAGUUUUUCACUGCAAUGGCUUACUCUUAUGCGUGACUAAAGACAAGACUAGGCUUGUGGUAUGGAACCCGUAUUUGGGACAAACUAGGUGGAUCGAGCCGAGGAAUGCUUUCCACAAACUUGACUUGUACGCUCUUGGAUAUGAUGGGAAAAGCUUUGAAAACCAAAAAAUCUUGAGGUUUAUAGAUGAUAUCCAAAGUGGUGUUAUAGAGUACGAGAUUUUUGAUUUGAAGUCUAGUUCUUGGAAGGUUCUUGAUGUCACUCCUGACUGGGAGAUGAAUUCUUAUCAACGUGGCGUGACAUUAAAGGGUAAUACUUACUUUUUUGCUACAGAUAAGAUUGAAGAUUUUGGAUUGGUAUUGGCUGAAGAGAUCAAAGAUUUCUUGAUAUGUUUUGAUUUUACAAACGAGAGAUUUGGACCGCGUCUGCCUCUGCCGUUUCACUCUUACAGUGGAGAAACCGUGGCUCUAUCUAGUGUUAGAGAAGAGCAGCUUGCUGUGUUAUAUCAGGGGGAUACAUGUAUGAUGGAGAUAUGGGUUACUAAUAAGAUUGAGCCUGAUGCUGUGUCAUGGAACAAGGUGUUGUUCUUACAAGUGGAUAUGGUACCACACACUGGUCAGGAUUAUGUGUUUGCUGUGGACGCUGGGAGUUUCUUCAUUGACGAGGAGAAAAAAAUGGCUGUAGUGUUCGAUAAGGACCAAAAGGAGAUCAACGACAUAGCUUACUUCAUUGGUGAGAAAGGAUAUUACAAAGAAGUGGAUCUUGGAUACAUAAAUGGAGAGAAUAAUAGACAAAACCAACAAGUCUUAGAUCUUACAAGACGUAAACCUCUCGUGUGCUCGUAUUCUCCUAGUUCGGUGAAGAUCCAGCAAGGUGCACGAGGCAAAAGGAAAGAACGAGAUUAUUAG
This is a messenger RNA of Capsella rubella, 1200 nucleotides long. Its product is annotated as putative F-box protein At4g09790. Gene Ontology annotation, molecular function: protein binding. Lineage: Eukaryota; Viridiplantae; Streptophyta; Magnoliopsida; Brassicales; Brassicaceae. The record is from RefSeq and is a predicted model, not a curated record.